Molecule: messenger RNA, 3588 nt
Organism: Diaporthe batatas
Lineage: Eukaryota; Fungi; Ascomycota; Sordariomycetes; Diaporthales; Diaporthaceae
Exons: 4
Coding region: 1273-3099 (608 amino acids)
Biological process (GO): nuclear-transcribed mRNA poly(A) tail shortening; regulation of mRNA stability
Cellular component (GO): P-body
Molecular function (GO): mRNA binding; translation repressor activity; protein binding
Source: RefSeq, a predicted model, not a curated record
CACAAGUAGGCUGAUGGAUCCCCCCCUCCAUUCCUCAUUCCCACCCUCCACCCGUCUUGUGCUGUACACACAGACGUUGAAUAAUCCCCCGCCCAAAGGAAGCAAGCCCUCGAGGACCUCAUCGGCACCCAGCUUCCUUCCUCCCCAUCUGGGCGACCUUGUUUGCUUGUGGGGCCAACUCAUUCCUCGCAAACCUUUCCUCGUGCCAUAUCUCCAUUUUUCUUCUUCUAUUGCCUUUUUUUCUCUUCGCCCCUUCCCGUACUCGGUGCUUGUCCCCGUCGGCGAGCUACCGUGUGAUCUCGAGCCGCAAAUCUUACCUUGUCGUCGAUCUCCGAGGUGCCCCAGCAAGCACCAAAUUCAUCUCAACUCGGUGCUUGCCGCCCCUGCAUUCGUCCCUUUCAUCCAGAACCUUGGGGCAUACAGAGUUGCCUUGCCAAUAUAAACUCCCGGCCAAACCCAUCUCGCCUUCUGCCACAGUAACUAACUGCAUGUGACCACCGAAGCUGAGCUGCAAGCUGCCAGUGUUUCCGAGACCUCCAACUAUUUCAUACUAGACCACCCGAACCCCUUAUUUUCCAUUAACUGCCCGCCUCAACCCCCCCAACCGUAUGCCCUGUCGCCUCUCUUCGACUCGACUUCACUCCUCUUUUUGGACAUCUCCUUUGAGGUCAGCCGGUCACUGCAGGAGCCUACGAAAAGUGUGCAUCUCUUUGUCUUCUCCCCUUCGUGAGAUCACUUUGCUCGGCCACCACCUUUUUUAAUCCGUCCUGCAAACGACAAAGAGCCCGAGCCCCAGUCCGAGCCUGCGCAAGCCUGCGCAAGCCUGACCUGGCCCCAAGCCUGAGCUUGACCCUGACCUGACUGAGCCUCAGGCCCAAGCAGCCCCACCAGCAUCGUAAUAUCUAUUCGAGAAGGGGACAGCACCUCUCCCCAUCCCGCCCAUCCCGUUUUAGCAUAGCCGCGCGGUUUUGGGACAAACUGUCAGGUCGAAAAAUCUACGAAACGCUACUGUGCUUGUCACGGGCCACUCGUUGUCCCCGACACGUCCCGUCCGAUUCCUCGAACAGCCUUCCAGUCCUGUUUCAGGUCCCCAUGCGACACGGCCCUGUCCAUUCGCAGCAGACCGGCAGGCCAGGCUUUCACUUUUAAUACAAACACCUACCCAUCUUUCAACCUCCCGGUCUCCGCCCCAGCCCAUCGAGCUCCUGUCUCGGCUACCAACCAUCAACUCGACUGAGCCCUUGUGUCGUUGUGUUGAUUGGUCCGCUCACAAUGUCCAACAUCAUGAGCAACCGCAACAGCACCCCCGAGGCCGGCAACGCCUCCUCCCUCCGGCCGCCCUCCUCCAGGGCGAUCGGCGCUGGCCACCAGCUUCGUGCUUCUGCCGACAUAGCCUCCCUCACCGGCACGCCGCAGUCCAAGCCCAUCCGCCCCAGCUCUGACUUCUACGGCCAGCCCCAGCACACCCAGGCCCAGGGCGAGCUCGACCCCCAGGACAAGGUCGCUCAGCAGUGGAUCGCCGAUAUCGACCAGUAUGAGACCACCUUGGAGGAGAUGGCAGCCGCAACCCUGGAUCAGGACUUUAAGGACGAGCUGAGCGCUAUUGAACAGUGGUUCCGGGUUCUGAGCGAGGCCGAGCGGACUGCCGCCCUCUACGCCCUGCUGCAGCAAACCACCCAGGUGCAGAUUCGCUUCUUCAUCCAGGUCCUGCAGCAGAUGGGCAAGAGCCACCCCAUGUCAGGUGUCCUGUCACCAGCCAACUUCGACAAAGACCCCAUGUCGAGCCGCCUCAGCGACGCUAUGGGCAAGCUGAGCGUCGAUUCUGCCAGGAACUCCCUCGCCCGUGCGCCCUCCACCAACAAGCGCCAGUCCGGCCUCGAUUCAAGCACCAUCAAUGCGAUGUUCCCUGAUGCCGCCGCUGCUAUUGCCACCGAGAAGGCCAAGUACACGCAAUCCACGGGCACAGCCCCUCCCUCGAAUCGAAACAGCACUGUCGACAACCGAUCCUCCCUCGUCGCGCCUACGAUCUCAGGCCCCGAUGACUCCAACGGCCAGAGCCCAUCUCCGUGGGGCCAGGACCAGCGGCCCAAGUCAUCCACCGGGCAGACGCCCAUGGGCCAGUUCGUACAGCCUCCUCCGUCUGCAGGGCUUCGCUCUCCCCGCCCACCACAGAUCUCGGGCAACCAGCAGAUCAAGAGCCAAACGAUCACCACGGGUGGCGACAAACAGGCUGGCGAUCUGCCCCUGCUCUCACCGUAUGGCCCUAGUGGUGGGAACUGGGCCUCUAUGGUGAACACCCCCAUGGUUGCCAACUUCAAUCCCCAGCAGCAGGGCAACAACCAGGCAGACAUGGUUGCGAAUGCUACGGCGAUGAAGCUCGCCGCGCUUUCCACGGUCAACAACCGCUUUGCACUCGACGACGUGCGCAAGUACCGUCGUGCUCGAUCCAACGAUGCGCCGGGCGCCCCGCUCUCACCUAUGCCCCCGGGAAUGGUGCCUGGACAGUUGAACAUUGUUAUGAGCAAUGAGCGCGGACAAGUCCUGACGCCUGAGCAGAUGAUGGCCAUCCAGCAGCACCAGCAGCAGCUCGCUGGCGGCGACAGGUCGCGACCCAACUCACCCGGCAUCGCGAUGCAGGGCGGCUUCCAGCCGAUGGGAAACUUUGCCUCCCCGCAAGCCAAUGGUUUCUUGAACCCGUACAGCAGUGCUUCGCCCCUGCUCAACAACGGCAUGGGUUCCUUGAACCUCGGUGGAAUGGGGAUGGGGAUGGGGAUGGGGAUGGGAGGACACCACGAGGGUUAUCUCUCAGACCAUUCUGACAUGAACCGGGGCCGCUCACCGCGUGGUCGUAGGGGAACCAGCAAGCCCCCGGAGGACCCGACCGAUCCCACCCUCUUGCAGGACAUCCCAGCCUGGCUGCGCAGUCUGCGUCUGCACAAGUACACCGAUAAUCUCAAGGACUUGAAAUGGACCGAGCUGGUGGAGCUGGAUGACGCACAGCUCGAGGCCCGUGGUGUUAAUGCCCUCGGUGCCAGGAGGAAGAUGCUCAAGGUGUUUGAACAAGUCAAGGAAGCCAAAGUCACGGGCAAGCUCCCAUAAAGAACUUACUUAAUACCUGUCUCGACUGGUCGAAACGCUGAACUAUGCAUUUCAUCUCGACGUGAGUUGACCUCACUUUUUGCGGACAGAGAUACGUACAUUAUUUUCCUCGCCGCAGAGGUCUCUAUGAUGGCAAAAAAGUCGGGGGCAGCAUCCUUCAUCAGUAUGAUUUUGGCUCGGCCGACAUCUGGAUACGCAGUCUGGUAUAUUCAUGAAGACGUCCCGGUAGAUGCACCACACAAACACACGCAAUUCGAAACACAACAAAGCAAUUUUGGCUCCUGGGGAGGGAAUUGUAGGAUGGAGGAUCCUCGGAACAUGAAGAACUGAGAAACGAGAAUCUCUGGAAAGACAGAAAGCCAGGUAGCUCGGUAGCUCGUACAGAGGAGCAGAUUUUGAGAAGGCGCCGUUACUUUCUCAGUGGUGAAGAGGGUACGCCUCCGUAGUCUAGUUGAGGAGAAAUCGCAAGACAAUACGAUUUUUUAGAGC